AUGUCCCAGUCAAGUAGGGAUAUGAGCUUAUUACCUGAUAUGGGUGAUGGGAGUAAUAGUGAUGACGGUACCAAUGAUAACAGGAAUUCCAGUAAUAACAAUAAUAGUAAGCCGGAGAUACCAGAUUUUAUGACUCAAAAACCUCUACUGUCAAGGACCACAACGGAGGUGGACACAAAUCCUGUUCUAAGUGAUAUGCAAAUAUCCGCACCCAUUGGCUUAGAGUUGACGAAUGAGAGACGUGAAAGUUCAAAUGGGGACGAUGUCCAAGAUAAUAGAAUGACGAUAAGAUCGAACAUUGCACUGCCAUUACCGAAACUCACAAAAGAUGCCGAAACUCCAAAUUUACAUAGCGAAUCGCUACAGCGGACGUUGACUAAUGAUUCUACUACUGAUUUUGACGUUCUUUCGAAGACAGAUUCUGAAAACCCAUCUCUAGGGCAAGGAGAGCAACCCAAAUCAUUACACUUUUCGUUAGGAAAUAGUGCCCGGACCAAAAGAUCUAGCAUAUAUGAAUCUAAGUCGACAGUUACAGCAAUUCCAAUAAGAACCCCUUCAAAUUCCAACAGAAAUAUUCACGCUUAUAACCACCCACAUUCUUAUUCGGACAGAGAUGAUGUGGUGUCCAUGAAGAGUGUCUCCUCAUCACUAACAGCAUCUUUCUCACGAAGCUUCUUGUUCGGAUUCUAUGACAAGAAGCAAAAGGGAAAAUCGAAGAAGAAGAAUAUUUUGUCCAAAGAGUACUGGAUGAAGGAUGAGAGUGCAAAAGAAUGUUUCAACUGUGCUAAGCCAUUUACAACCUUUAGAAGAAAACAUCAUUGUCGAAUUUGCGGACAAAUUUUCUGCAGUAGCUGUAGUUUCCUAAUAACUGGUGAGAGCUUUGGUUAUAGUGGACGAAUGAGAAUAUGUGGCAAGUGCUACGAACACUCUAUGAACUACGAGGAUUCCAGUGAGGAAGAGUCAGAAGAAGAAAUCAUUCAUGAUCAAGUAAGCAGUAGAAACAUUGAUGAUGAUGCCCCAUCUUUAAACAACGAUGACAUACAAAGUAUCCUUACAAAUGUAGAUGAUCAUAAGGUCCACAUAAGCACUCCUGAGCCCCUGCCGAGAAUGGCUAUUCCAGCAACAAAACAAGGUGAGUCUUUAGAAAUUUCUUUCCAUAGUAAAGCAAACAACCACGGUUACCGCAAAAGUAGGCCACGUAGAGGAACACAAGACAGAUAUGCUUUGCACAACCUCGAAAAGCUUUCUCCAAUACCACAAGAGCAUGCUGAUUCAAAACACUCUCCCGAGCGAUCCUUACUGAUAAAUAAAAAUAGCCAGCAUGGGCAUAUGAGACCGUCAUUUUCAAGUUACCUAAGCCAAAAAAAUGGGAGCGCUCUAAGGAAAGAUACGCCCAACAACCCAAAUGUGAUGAAAACUUUAGCCAAUAACAACUUCAAAUUUGAGUUCAAUUAUGACAUGAAUAACUUCCAAAGCUAUCUGCAGAAAGAGCGGCAACCCGCAGGAUUAUCUGAGAGCAAACAGCUGCCACUUUUAUCAAAUCGCUAUAGCAGCCCAAACUUUCAAAGCGGAUUUGAAUCGAGCGACGAGGGUUCUGAAGAUGAGGCAUCAAUGUCAUUGUAUACAGCAUUGAAUGAAACACAUAAACACGAUAAAAAUCGUUCUCUAACAAUGAGGAACUCGACAAAUUCAUCACAACGUGCCGAGGCUUCUCUACAAAGAAUGAGACAAAGAAGAAAAAGUAAGAGCAGACCUGGUCCCAUUAACAAUAAUGGCAGGGGAGAAUUUAGCUUUAUGAAUUUAAGCGCACCGAAUCUCGUAACAGUUGUAAACAACGACUUAGUAUUUUCGAAGAAUCAGAACCCCCAAUUGCAAAAGCAGAAGUAUGAUUCUAAUUCCAAGGAUGCAAGAAAAUCGAUACUCAACUCAUCUACAUGGAGAAGAAUAUCUCUUGACAAGAGAGAAGAACUAAACGAUGUUUGUAAGUUGCACUUAGAAGCGCUUUUACAGCAAGCAUUAACAGAUCAAGAGAUACCAGGAGAGGGAGAUUGGAUUGCUAUAUUUAAUAAAAUGAUUGGUCAAAUCCAAGGAAUACCUUUAGACGCAAGAAAAGCCGGUGAUCUAGACUUCAAACAGCAGCAUGUUAAAAUAAAACGUCUCCCCGGUGGGAGUGUGCUAGAUUCAAUGAUUCUGAAUGGUGUUUUGUAUUCGAAAGGUUUACCUUUAAAAACUAUGCCCAGAGUGGUUAUGAACCCUCGUAUUCUUUUGAUAAUGUUUCCUUUGGAGUAUCAAAAGCACAAUAACCACGUUAUCAGUAUAGAAUCCGUUGUUGCACAGGAAAAAGAGUAUCUCAAAAAGCUUGUGCUGAGACUUCAAUCCUUGAAUCCUGAUAUUAUUCUAACUGGAACUUCAGCCAGUGGGUAUGCUCUACAGUUAUUCCAAGAGGUAGGAAUUGUCGUGCAAUGUAAUGUGAAACCACAAGUCAUAGAAAGGAUAUCCAGGUUUACAGGCUGUGACAUUGUUAUUACAAUGGAUAAACUAUCUAGUAAUAUCAAAUUAGGUACGUGCGAGAGGUUCGAAGUUCGCACAUACAUAUAUGGAAAUUUGAGUAAAAAUUACACUUUUAUUACAGGCUGCAAAACACAAGCAGGUAUUACAUUAGUCCUCAGAGGAAAUACUUCCGAAGUUUUGAGAAAAGUGAAAGACGUUGCAGAAUUUGUGGCAUACGCUGUUUUCUCUAUGAAGUUAGAAAGCUCCUUCUUUAAUGACAACUUCUUACAGCUGAAUAUUGAGGCUUAUAAGCAUAUACAACUGUUGAAAAAGCAAAACGAAUCAUUUACCGGAUUCUUUGCAGACUUCAUUGAAAAAUUCAACAGACGGAUAUUGUCAGUUUCUCCAAUUGUUGAAUUUCCCGUUCCUUAUCUACUACAGAAAGCUAGAGACGUAGAGCAACAGCUAAUAGAAAAAACAGCUUUGGUAAAGAAACUUCAGGAUUGCGCAGAAAUAUUAGAAUAUAAGGACUCGAUAGAUUUGUCAAAAAUGCAGUUAGAGACGGCCCUUACACAACGUGAUUUCAAAUAUUUGAUCGGGUUUAUAAACAAUAAAGAGUGCGAUGCACUAAAGCUUCAAUUUGAGACAUUGAAAAAAAAAUGGGAAAUCUACUCAUCUUUGUCACAUAAUAUGUUAGGUACUGGUCCUCAUCAGAGUAUUUCUGUUUUAUAUUCCGUUAUUUCACGUAAAACCACAACACCAUGCAUCGGUCCUGAGAUCGUAACGAUUGACUUUUUCUGGGAGAAUGAUAUUUCCAUAGGUCAGUUUAUCGAGAAUGUAGUGGCGACUGCAUUCAGACCUUGUGCAGAUGGCUGCGGUGGGUUAAUGAUAGAUCAUUACAGAAGCUAUGCUCAUGGAAACGGGAAACUCGACGUGAUAAUCGAAAGACUACAAAGCAAGAUGCCAAUGCUGAAAAACUUAAUUUUAACCUGGAGUUACUGCAAGAAAUGUGGCCUUUCGAGCCCAACUUUACAGCUUAGCGAAAAAAGCUGGAAUUACUCGCUUGGUAAGUAUUUGGAAUUGAUGUUCUGGUCGUCCCCUAAAAACAUCAACAGCAUUGGAAAUUGUACCCAUGAUGUUGCCAAGGAUCAUUUGAAGUAUUUUAGUUUGAAUGAUCUGGUGGUCCGUAUGGAAUACUCUGGAAUUGAUGUUCACGAGUUGAUUACUCCAACUGCUACAAUAACAUGGAAUCCUGGGAAAGAUAUCAAGCUCAAGGUGGAACUAUACUAUCAAAUUCUUGAAAAAAUAGAUGCUUUUUAUGGCAGUGUACUUGAACGGCUUAACAAGCUCAAAAUUGACAGCAUAAACGAUUUGAAACUCAACGAGGCCAAGGAAAGAAUAGUCCAAUUAAAGGUAUUAGUAGAGGACGAAAAGUCUACACUAGGAGCAAAUAUGGAGACAAUAUACACAGGAUUAGAAGGCGAUCAGCAUUUACAAUUGAAUUCAAUAGUAAGAGCUCUUCAUGAUAAUGCUGCUGGUUGGGAUAACGAGUUUGUUGAAUUUGAAAAGGAAUUUCUCCCAACUGAAAAAGAUAUUGCUCGAAUAACAGCUUUACAGCUAAAGAAAAUGUUUACUGAUUUCAAUAAGAUGACUGAGGACAAUGGAAUAAAAGAAAUUAAUGGCGAAGAUGCAGAAGCGGAGGAAAAAUCUAAGUGUAUGGACACUACAUCCGAGGAACAAAGAUCUGACGAAGAAUCUGAUGCUUCUCCGCCAAAGCCAAAGUCAGUACAAAAUGCUGAACUUCCACUGAUCAAAAGUGCUACCACAAACACAUUCUCAGAGGAGACAAUUGGAAAAGUGACUGGGCCUAGAAAACAAUCGAUGACAUCUUCCUUGGAUCGUAACCUCAUAAGGAAGAACAGUAACAAUAGCACUUACACGCAAUCUAGUAAAGAUCGAAACUCAGAUACCAAAGUUGGGCAACUAGCAAACUUUUUUGAUCAGAUACACUUUGAUUCAGUCACAAGAGAAUUUGAGUUACAAAGGGAAAUGGAACGACUUCAUAUGAAUAAAACCAAGUAUCAAGCCAUGAGAGCCAAAUCUCUAAAGCCCCUUGUGGAAAUUUAUAAAAAUGUCCAAGACGCUGUGGAAGAACCGAUAAACGUUGAUAAAGGAGCUAAAAAUCAGAACUCUUUGGUAAACUCUGAUAAUACUCAAGGAACAUACGAUACCGCAAAGCCGUUAAAUAAAGGAUUAGAAAACGAGUUAGAACAAUCGAUAAAUCAAUGGUCUGAGCGUGUUUUACAGAACCAGACAGGCGAUCAACCUGUUGAUAUUACUGCAAAACCUUCGAAUGAACCCCUCCCACCCGUAACAACUAUAACCAAUGCUAACAAAGACGGAACGAAAUUAGAGACUCAACAUGUAGUGAUGCCUUCGCAGAAGUCCUCAUUACUGACAACUUUAUCCAACUUUUGGGCAGAUAGAUCAGCCUCAUUCUGGAAACCGUUGACUUACCCCACAUCACCUACGGAACAUAUUUUUAUGGACAAUAACGUUAUCAUUAGGGAAGAUGAGCCUAGUUCAUUGAUUGCCUUCUGUCUCAGCUCUAAUGAUUACCAAAGGAAAGUUACUGCAAUGAUCAGAAAUGUCCGCCAAACCCCAGGAAGCUUCGAUUCUCAAAAUGGAAAACCAGAUCUCAAUACACUAAAAACAGAGUCAAUGGAAACUAAAUUAGAUGCUGACAGUCAUGAAAUUUCCUGCAAGGCAUCCAACACUGAUCUAGAAAUGAUCAUGACAAAGAAAACAGGAAUGCAUUUAAGAUAUCAAUUUCAAGAUGGAAACACGAUUAUGUCAUGUAAGAUCUUUUUCUUCGAACAAUUUGACGCCUUCAGAAAGAAGUGCGGUUGUGGAGAGGAAAACUUCAUACAGAGUUUAUCUCGUUGUAUUAAGUGGGAUUCAAGCGGGGGUAAGAGUGGCAGUGCAUUCUUGAAAACACUCGAUGACAGAUUUGUGAUCAAAGAGCUAUCUCACUCGGAACUAGAUGCUUUCAUCAAUUUCUCUUCAAGUUACUUCGAAUACAUGAGUCAAGCGCUGUUUCAUGACCUCCCAACAGCAUUAGCGAAAAUCCUUGGGUUUUACCAGAUUCAAAUCAGAAACGCUGCUACAGGUAAAAGUUUUAAGAUGGAUGUGAUUAUUAUGGAAAAUCUUUUCUAUGAGAAGAAAACGUCAAGGAUAUUUGAUCUAAAGGGGUCAAUGAGAAACAGACACGUAGAACAAACAGGCAAAGAAAAUGAGGUGUUAUUGGAUGAAAAUAUGGUGGAGUACAUCUAUGAAUCGCCCAUCUUUGUUCGUGAGUAUGAUAAGAAACUCUUACGUGCAUCUCUUUGGAACGAUACACUUUUCCUAGCUAAAAUGAAUGUGAUGGAUUAUUCUUUGGUCGUGGGUGUUGACAACCAAACGCAUAGUCUAACUGUGGGUAUCAUCGAUUGUAUUAGAACAUUUACUUGGGAUAAAAAACUUGAAAGUUGGGUGAAAGAGAAAGGACUUGUUGGGGGAAGUACGAAGGAGCCAACCGUCGUGACGCCUAGACAAUAUAAGAACAGAUUCAGAGAAGCUAUGGAUAGGUACAUCCUUAUGGUGCCGGACCCAUGGUAUCAAGACACUGAAACGUGA
Molecule: messenger RNA, 6165 nt
Organism: Kluyveromyces lactis
Lineage: Eukaryota; Fungi; Ascomycota; Saccharomycetes; Saccharomycetales; Saccharomycetaceae
Gene: FAB1
Product: 1-phosphatidylinositol-3-phosphate 5-kinase
Exons: 1
Coding region: 1-6165 (2054 amino acids)
Biological process (GO): phosphatidylinositol phosphate biosynthetic process
Cellular component (GO): endosome membrane; fungal-type vacuole membrane
Molecular function (GO): ATP binding; 1-phosphatidylinositol-3-phosphate 5-kinase activity; metal ion binding
Source: RefSeq, a predicted model, not a curated record